GAUUUAGAAUAUUUGUAAGCGAGCCUCAAUUUCCCCACAUUGAUAUUGGGAAAAUAAACAAGCACAUCAAAGAUCCACAACUAGAUCCAAUUCACGACUCGGGUGCCUGCGUAUUAUCCACGGCUCUAACAAUACCCGGCUCAGUUUUGACGCCUCCUUAGACGGCGCAGGUCCACUUACUGGAGCUUUUACCAACUCGUGGCCUCUCGCUCUCUCGUCUUGCCCCUCGGGCCAUAACGGCCCCUCACUAUCCAGCAGCCGGAUCGUCUGUCGGGUGCCUUUCUUGCCUGUGCCUGCAUAUGAAGGACGUGAGUGUGUUCAGUAGAGGGCGUUGUGGGGGCAUUGCUUUCAAACCAAGGAUUUGUAAAUCAUUAGUUAUCCCUUCGUUACCAACUUAUGAAUAUUUCGUUUUCAUAUUUUGAUUCUGUGGGGUAACUUAAAUAGACCGUAUUAUCUCGAUGUAGACCUGCCUUUUGUAUAACACAGCCCAAGUCGAUUGUAUCGUGUCAGUAAACCAACUAAAUCAUCGUUAAUAACAUCAACCUCUUUUCACCAUGGCUCAAAACAAGGAUCUCAAGCCAAUUACCCUCUACUCUCAUGCCGGGGGCCCCAACCCAUGGAAGGUUGCCAUGAUCCUGGCCGAGUUGAAUGUUCCCUAUAAAACCGAAUUUUUGACCUUCCCCGAGCUCAAGAAGGAGCCAUACGAGAAACUCUGCAUCAACGGCCGUGUCCCCGCCAUCGAGGAUCCAAACACAAACGUCACCCUCUGGGAAUCCGGUGCCAUCAUCGAAUACCUCAUCGAGACCUAUGACAAGUCCAAUUCGCUGACGUACGACACCGUCCCCGAGAAGUUCCAGGUGAAGCAAUGGCUGCAUUUCCAAGUCAGUGGACAGGGGCCGUACUUCGGACAGGCGAUGUGGUUCGAAAAGUACCACCAGGAGAAGCUUCCCACUGCCCAGCAGCGGUACAAGGACCAGGUUCUCCGUGUAUAUGAUGUGCUGAACCGCGCGCUUGAAGGGAGGGACUAUCUUGUUGGCGAUAAGUGCACGUAUGCCGAUAUAUCGUUCAUCGCUUGGGAUUAUCGGUUCCAAGCGGUCUUCAAGGGCGAAUUCGCUAUUGAGGAGCUGGAGAAGAAGUAUCCUAACUAUGUCAGGUGGCAUAAGGCUGUCGCUUCAAGGAAGGCAAUUAAGGAAGUGUUGGAGGAGAAUGAUAGAGUUGUUGCCGCGGCUCAUUAGUGGGAGAUGGCUGUGUCGGCAAGCCAGAAGUAGCCUUUGAGCAUAGAUCAUGAAUUUCAAUGAGAAAUAAAC
Messenger RNA from Pseudogymnoascus verrucosus, 1307 nucleotides. RefSeq lists its product as uncharacterized. The transcript has 3 exons. Lineage: Eukaryota; Fungi; Ascomycota; Leotiomycetes; Thelebolales; Thelebolaceae. The record is from RefSeq and is a predicted model, not a curated record. Bases 555 to 1235 code for a protein of 226 amino acids.